Molecule: messenger RNA, 959 nt
Organism: Eleginops maclovinus (Patagonian blennie)
Lineage: Eukaryota; Metazoa; Chordata; Actinopteri; Perciformes; Eleginopidae
Product: allograft inflammatory factor 1-like
Exons: 7
Coding region: 266-706 (146 amino acids)
Biological process (GO): actin filament bundle assembly; ruffle assembly
Cellular component (GO): ruffle membrane; actin filament
Molecular function (GO): actin filament binding; calcium ion binding
Source: RefSeq, a predicted model, not a curated record
GCCAGGAUCACUUUCAUCUGACUGUAACUCGUGGCAUGUUUAAUCAAUUUGACUCUAAAGCAAAUCUUUGGAUCCAUCAUUAAUGGAUCAAAACAAGGGAGGACUACAUCUUCUUCUAGAGAAGUAGACACCAUCAAAGAGGCAUCUCACAAAUACAAACUGAAACUUUGAAACUUCACUUCCUCUUGUGGCCCGAUAAAGAGAAACGCCAUCAAAGCUUUUCACACUUCCAGGAUUCACAUCCUCUCAGCACGGUCAACAAGAAAUGGACCACAAUGCUCAAGGAGGUAAAGCCUAUGGUGUUCUCAAGUCUCAACAGGAAGAAAAACUGGUGUCUAUAAAUGAGACUUAUCUCACAAACCCCCAGUAUGCUGAAGAGGAAGACCUUAGCUCAAAGCUUGAAAUGUUUAAAAAGAAGUACAUGGAGUUUGAUCUUAACGACCAAGGAGAAAUAGAUUUAAUGGGGUUAAAACAAAUGCUGGAAAAGCUUGGAUUGGCCAAGACUCACCUUGAGCUGAAAAAGAUGAUGGCGGUGGUUGGAGAUCCAUCUAAAGAAACGAUAAGCUACAGCAACUUCCUGAAUAUGAUGCUUGGAAAAAGAAAUACAAUUCUGAAACUGAUCUUGAUGUUUGAAGGCAUGGGAAAGGAGCAAGAGAAGAAAGAGGUUGCACCACCUUCUCGCAAAACCUUUACAGACCUGCCAUGAUGGAGUUGUUUUCAGAUUAGAACAUAACCCAGGACUAAAGGCUUCACUAUUUAUGUAAAUAGAAAUGACAACAUCAAAGAUAUUGUUGAAAUAUGCAAAUGGUUUUUUUUUCAAUUAAGUAUUCAAAUAUACCAUAUUAAAACAUAACCUUGGUCCAAAUGCUUCAAAAUAUGUCAAAAGAAAUAAAAACAUUACAAAUAGUGUUCAAAUGUACAACAUCUUUUUUGUUUAUAAAAUAAAAGAAUCGACCAAA